CGUUCCCCGCCCGAUCCAGUGGCAAACCCAUCGGCCCGGCCUUUUCGUUUUGGUUUUCGUUUUCGUUUCCCUCCCCCCCCGGAGAUCCUCUGCAAACGGGUCCAGAACCAUGCCGCCGCUUCCGCUUCCCGAGGCGGCCACGCCCGGCCACGCCCAGGCCCCGGUCGCCUUGGGCCUGAACGUCCUGAUCGACCACGCCAAGAAGGACCUCAAGGCCAAGGCCAACCCGCCCUUCCUGUCGCACUACCGGGUCCUGCCCGAGAACGUCCGGACGGCCUACGACCUCUUUUUGACGGGGGCCCAGCUGGUCCGCGCGACCGCCACCAAGUACGCCCUGGUCGGCGCCGCCAGCAAGAAGGACCAGGUCACCCUGGGGAACGACCUGCUGCGCGGGUGCGAGCUGAUCGGGGCCGCCGUCCACGCCACGGUCGCGGACGCCUCGGGCUGCUCGCGGGCCGUCCGGCACUACAACCAAAAGGCGGCCCUGGCGGUCUACCUGGCGACCCUCCGGCUGGUGGAGGCCUUUCACCCCGAGCUGCAGCGGACCAGCAAGGACGGGAGCGUCCGCGGCAGCGGAGGCGACCCAGCCUCCAGAGCGGUCCCCGCGGCGAGCGACAACACGGUGGGGGCCCAAAAGACGGGGGCCGUCUGGGAGGCCUGCGACCAUAUCCUCAACAAGAUGCUUCCGCAGGGCAAUCGCAGCGCGAUACGGAGGGAGAUCUUCACCUGGACCCGGGAGUGCAACGACACCCUGGAGGAGUUCGACGAGAUGGUCCAGCUGGGUCCCAGGGAAGGCGGCGGCGGCGACGACGCGGAAGGCGAAGAAGACGACGACGACGACGGCUUUUGUGGCUUUGGCGGCGACGACGACAAGUACACGGAGGACGACCUGCCCCUCGCCGAGGCCUGCGUCAAGCUGCUGAAGAACUCGCGGGGGAACAUGAGGGUCGCCCUGGAAACCUGCGAGGCCCUGGGCGAGCGGCUGGCCGGGAGCGGAAGCGACAAGGACGACGAAACCAUCCUGGACGCCAUCCUGCGGGUGCACGAGCACGCCAAAAACGUCGGGGAGGGCGUGACGGACUUUGGGAGCCUCCUGUAUCCCCCGCUCGUCCCGUCGACGGCACACCUGGAGGCCGGGGUCCGCAGGCAGGCCGCGCUCAUCCGGGAAUUCCAGGACUGCGUCCUGGGGCUGGAGCACCUGCCGACCAAAACCAUGGAGCUGGCCAGGACCCUCCGGGCCACGGCCGACACCCGGGAGAAGGACUUUUUCGACGCGCUGGCGGCGUACAAGAACAAGGCGUGCUAAGAGACGGGCACGAUGCCUGCUCCGAAACCACCGCGACCGCAGAGAUCGGCAUU
This is a messenger RNA of Pseudo-nitzschia multistriata, 1359 nucleotides long. Lineage: Eukaryota; Bacillariophyta; Bacillariophyceae; Bacillariales; Bacillariaceae. The record is from the annotation of a GenBank genome assembly.